Messenger RNA from Spea bombifrons (plains spadefoot toad), 1047 nucleotides. RefSeq names its product regulator of G-protein signaling 9-binding protein B-like. Bases 238 to 987 code for a protein of 249 amino acids. Gene Ontology annotation, cellular component: neuron projection. The transcript is spliced from 3 exons. Lineage: Eukaryota; Metazoa; Chordata; Amphibia; Anura; Pelobatidae. The record is from RefSeq and is a predicted model, not a curated record. Gene Ontology annotation, biological process: G protein-coupled receptor signaling pathway.
AGAGCUGCUUCACCUGCCUCCGUUGUACUUAUUUUAUUAAAAAAAGAAGAUUUACUCCAAGCGCCCGCUGCAUAUUUUCUUCUGCAUAACGGAUAAUGCUAUUGCUAAACUCUUGUAAGAGUUUACUCACCUUAUUGACUUCUUCUGUUUAAUGACCUUAAAAGUCAAGGACAUAAUGGAUUUCAGAAAACUUCAGUCUGUUUAGCAUUGGAGGGUCUUCAGGUGAAGGAGCCAGCAAUGCUCCCAAAUAUUAGGGUGGCCAACGAAGGGACUGUGAACUCUCUGAAAGUGAGAGAGGAGUGCAUUGCUGCAUUAGAGGCACUGAACAAGGUGGUGUCUUGCUAUAGGCACUUGGCAGCCUCAGUUGGAGGUUCAUUAGACAGCAUCCAGCUGCGUGAUGAGCUCAGGCGCACCCGAGAGAGAGCCCAAGAACUGGCGCUGACUAACAGGAACAGGCUGACCGCAGCCCUUCGGAACAAAGAGUUGAGCAAGGAGGAUCGGGAAGAUCUAGAACGCCUAUGGGUGCAGUUCUCCUCUUGUCUGGAGCUUUUUCAUACUGACAUGUGUAAGGUCUAUGAGUUGGGCCAGGCUCUUCCUCUAUCUGCAACUCAUCAGCCUGCAAUGCAGACCGGUCUUACAGGCGACACUUCUCCGAUUGCCUCCAGAGCUCUUAGUGUCCCGAAUAUCACCUACAAUGAUUUGCCAACUAACAAUGCUAACACGGAGCUUAAAGAAUUAGACGAAGAGAUUAUGAAAGUUGAUCAGAUGAUCACCGACAUGGAGGAAAAAGUUAAUGUUUUAAGGUGGACUGUAGAAGCAAACACAAACGUGAAUGAUGAGAUUGAGAACAAUGAAGCCUCCUCCGUGACUUUGCUUUCUGUGGAAGAAAGGGAAACUCGGAAUUGCUGCAAUGGGGGGCGGUUAAUUGUGUCUUUGCUUUUGUGUGGAGUAACCCUAAUCACAGUUACACUUUCAUCUGUGUUAUAAAUCGUUACAUAUUGGCAGAAUUGUUAAAUUAGCACUGGGCCAGCAUAUAAGUUUAUUCAU